AUGGAAUCACACCCUUUUAAAUGUAAAAUACAAUUUAUAAUCCUCACUGUACUAUAUUUGUCACGAGUUCCUGCAAUUGGCAUGUGGAAGACCACGGAUAGGAACGUUUUAGACACUUUUCAACAACAUUUAUGGAAAAGUCCACAAAAUAAACAACAACAGGCGUUUAUUUAUAGGCCACUUAGUGGAAGUUUCAAGAUUCAAACCAUGGUUUCUAGGGAUUUGAAAAAAAGCCAGAAAAACUUAAUAACUUUGAGAAAACCUAUAAAAUUAUAUUCAGUUGGACAAAAAUCUACAAAUCUAAGUGUAAAAGAUAAUAAACAAACACUGAGGAAUAGAUUAUCCUCAGGUAACACAAUCUUAAAUAAACUAUCGCCAAAAAAUGUAUUUAGAACAUAUUCAAGUUCAUCUGUAGAAACCAAAAAUGAUUCAACCCUAGACUAUGAACUUGAAACUCUACACUACCCAGAUUUAAAAUUUAAUUUGGUUUUGAAGAAAGCAGAAAAAAUCAUAUUUGAAAAUUUGAAGGACAAGGACUUGAAAAAUCAGUUAUCGGCCUUAAACGCUAUAAAUAUGUUUGUGCGUACCUGUAAUUUUGUGGAUCGUUUUAUAAAAGGAGGACUUUUAUCAACUCUGUUAGAUGUGCUUGAGAAACCUUACCAAAAAAGUAUAUGGAAGUUAGUUAACACAUACAUAUGGCCAAAUAAGCCUUUGCAAACACCAGAACUACUUUCAAUACAGGAAUUGGUGCUGAAAAUUCUUAUUUCGUUGUCAAAAUUUUCAGACAAGCUGAGGAACGAAAUGGUCAAGAACGAGUCACUUAAGAAAACACUCCUGAAAAUAUAUUGUAUAUAUAACCAACUUCAAUCUCAGGAAUCUGGAAAGGAGUUGAAGGAUGUUGUAAAUACAAGGUCUAAAGUCGACUUUAAGAGUUUAUUAGAUGAACUUUUCUUAUCUCUGGGCUACAAGGUAGAUGAAAAGAUUACACUAGUGUCACCAAAAGUUAAGGAACCUGACUCAAAGGAAGAGAGCUGGACUUGGGAAAAAAUGUUUUCAUUCUCGUCCAGUGAGGAUAAUGGCUCAAACAUAUCAAUUGAAAGCUAUUUAAUCCCAGUAAAACAUACUAACAAGGUUGUUAAACAGGAUAAAAACACACAACUUCUAUGGAUUCCCUACUACUACUCAUCACUGGACCCAAAAGAGUCUUUGUUGAGGAAUUUGAGGAUCAAUCUGGGUCACUUCAAUAACAUUUCAGGCUUGGAUGAUUUGUCUAAAUUCACCCUCAAAUCUUCCAAAAUUUCAUCUAAAACACCCUAUCAGCUGGGAUUAUUAGCAAUUAACCUUUCAGCUACUGAUAAUUCCAAAGUUGAACCAGAAGGUGAAGUUCAGAUGGAGAUAAUGUGUAAUAUAAACAUGGAGCCGCACCAUGAGUUCAGUUUGGCCACUGUCACAACUAGGCUUUUGGAUAUCAUGAAGGUAACAACUGACUUCAGAGUUCUAAAUGAUAUAUUCACAGAGUUAUGGACACUUUUGGCUCUUAAGUCUGAUGAAGUAAUGGAAACCCUUGACAGAGGUUUAAAUCUUGAUUUGCUGGCCGACAUUGUAAAUUACUCCUGUUUUGAGUUUGACGAUGAAAAUUUAUUAACCAAGCCGUAUUUUCCAACAGGUUUAACAAGUAAAAUUGGCUUGAACGAGAAGGUCUCGAACAUUUUUGACAGGCUGACGUCACUUAAAAAUAUGCUCAAGGAUCAUUUUGUCAACUCACCCAAAGGAUCAAUUCCAAAUUUACUUUAUAACUUUCUUUAUCCACCCACCCCUGAAUCUAAUAACAUAAGUGUGGAUUUAGACUACAUUAACACGAGAAUAGACCGUACUAAAAGUGAAAGAAUAGAAAGAUUUAGUCAAAAUGAUCCAGAAGACGCUAAGGUACUUCAGAUGACACUUUUAGGUUUCUUGGUAGAUCUUAUUUAUUUGGAUGGAAAUAGAAGUUUUACCAAGAUUAGAGACCAUAAUAGGUUUAUAGACUCGGUAAAACGAGUUAGAAGUAUUGUGAAACCUCCUAUUAAAUUGGAAAAUAUAAGUGAAGAUGAAAGACAUAAAUACAGGCCAUUGAUAGAUAAACGGUUGGUUCUAAAAACUAUAGCCACAAAUGUAGUAAACCAGGAAAAUUUAAAUCUAGAUUAUUCUUUAUUUAAUACAUACAAGGGUUUAUCUUUGAAUGGGAUAGACUUUUUGAACUUGAGAAUGACUUCUUGGAAGACCCAAAAGCACUGUUUGAACGAGGACAUGGGAAGGACUUUUAACUCAAACAAGCUAUUAAAUAUUCUAGGAUACCAUGAACAGAAAACUUUUGAAAAUAGAGGAGUUAGGAUACUUUCUAUAGACGGAGGCGGUUCUAAGGGUGUAGUUGCUCUUGAAAUUUUGGACUAUUUAAACAAACAGCUUGAGAAACCGUUACAUGAGUGUUUUGAUAUAAUUUGUGGAACAUCGACUGGAGGUCUUCUUGCAUCACUAGUGGCAUUGGAGAAAAUGGAGAUUUCAGAAAUUCAGAAACUUUAUGACUCUAUGAUCAAGAGUAUUUUUGUCCGUGAUUAUUAUCCUAUCACUGGAACAAGGUUACUUUUUAGGCAUGCAAUUUAUGACGAUACUACUUUGAAGGAUAUUCUAAAGACUUCUUUGGAGGAGAUUGAACUUAUAGAUUAUUCAGUUGACUCUACUUGUCCCAAGUUUUUCUGUGUAUCAACUCAGAUGGAUGUUACCCCUUUGAGGCCAAUAAUAUGGCGUAAUUACAACUAUCACAAAGAUAUUUAUUCUUUGGGCUCUAAGGAUCUCACAAUUGAAGACUUAAAUAAGUUAAUUGAGAUCAUAGGUGGUAGUUGUACCAUUAGGUUAAGGGACGCUAUAAAGGCAACCACUUCAGCUUUGGGUUACUUUCCACUCUUUGAACGUAAUGGUCACCUUUAUGGUGACGGUGCUCUUUACUGCAACAAUCCUUCUGUAGUUGCACUCAUAGAAUCAAAAUUACUUUAUCCUGACACACCUGUAGAAUUACUGGUAAGCGUUGGCAAUGGAUUAUCUCAAUUUAAUCCAAAUGGCUCUAAUGAUCCUGGUAAUUGUCAAAGUGACGAUGUCACCAAUUUGGUAAAGUUAUACGAAAAUUUCAUGGAUCAUGGAACUUCCAAUAUCAAGAAGGAGAAUAAAAACCUUAGUAUUGAUCAGUUGAUUACUCACUUAAGUUAUGCCGUUACUACUUCUGAAAUGACUCAUUCUGCUCUAGAAUUUACUAUGCCAAGGGAUGUCUACUAUAGGCUAACUCCCAUAAUUUUGAAUGCCAAAAUUGACGAGACAAACCCGGAAGUACUAAAUAAAAUAAAGGACCAAACUAAGCAGUAUUUAAAGCUAUCACACAUACAAGACAAGUUCAACUCGAUUAAAAACAUUAUUAACACCUAG
Messenger RNA from Theileria annulata, 3453 nucleotides. Its product is annotated as patatin-like phospholipase, putative. The record is from RefSeq and is a predicted model, not a curated record. Gene Ontology annotation, molecular function: glycerophospholipase activity. Gene Ontology annotation, biological process: fatty acid metabolic process. The coding region runs from base 1 to 3453 and encodes 1150 amino acids. NCBI's taxonomy places the organism in Eukaryota, Apicomplexa, Aconoidasida, Piroplasmida, Theileriidae. The transcript has a single exon. Gene Ontology annotation, cellular component: membrane.